Rotaria sordida is the source of this 774-nucleotide messenger RNA. The record is from the annotation of a GenBank genome assembly. NCBI's taxonomy places the organism in Eukaryota, Metazoa, Rotifera, Eurotatoria, Philodinida, Philodinidae.
AUGCAAAUGCCAGUAAUAUAUACAAAUUUUAUUUCAACUUAUCUACCUAUUCUAAAUCCUCUUUUUAAUUUUCCAUAUGUGCACAUUAAUACAAUAUCAUCAUCAGUUAUUGCUAAACUAAUAUUUAAUGCUUUUCUUAAUGCAAUUUUUGGUUUGGUUCAUACAGUUUUUGCACAAGAAUUUGCUCAAGUUUUUCUUGGCCGAUUCUUGUUUCCUAAACAAACACUUCGAACUGUUUAUUGUUUGCUAGUAACUGUCACUGCAUUUAUUAUUAUGGGUUUUUGGCAACAUACACAUAUACAACUUUGGAAUUGGUUACCAUCAACGAUGAGUGAUUAUCAACAAAACCUUGCGUUAUUCUUUAUAUUCAAUGUUAUCUACGCUCCAGCAUGGUAUGUGGUUAUCCAGUUUAAUCCAUUUGAAUUUUGUGGUCUAAAACAAAUCUUUAAUAAAACCGAAAGUAUUGGAUGCCCCUAUUCAUCGUCAGUAAAGUCAGAGGCACGAACAAUAAAUAAUCCGACUUUAGUGACAACUGGUCUAUUUCGUUAUUGUCGUCAUCCUUUGUAUUUGAUUACAUUAUUGAGUUUAACAAUCACGCCUGUUAUGUCACUUGAUCGUUUGGCUUUUAUUAUAUAUACAUGUAUAUAUGGAUCAAUUGGUAUUUAUUUUGAAGAACGCAAAUUAAUACAAAUAUUUGGUCAAGCUUAUAUUGAUUAUCAACAACAUGUACCAGCUAUUUUUCCUUUUUCUGUCUCGAAAACGAAACAGAACUAG